UUUCGUUUUACCGGAAGUUAACAUUUAAACUGGAGCCUUUGCUCUCCAGUAGAACAUAGGCACUGAGUUUUCCAGUGUGUUUACAUUUAUAUUUACGAGUCAGGAACCCAUAAAUGAUAUGUUUCUCUGAAAUAAUGAAUUUCGUGUUUUGCAUUUGGACGAGGUAGUCACUCUUUGUAGUGGUUUAGUAUGGCGUGGGCUUGUUUCAUUGUUUUCCUGCUAUGUAUACAAGAGAAGCCAUGCAUGACAGAAGACGCAUCGAAACUGGUAGAGCAUUCAGCAGCUACCUUCCUUCAGACUCUGCAGUCUGGGAAGACUUCAUUCGUUUACUUUGCAAAUGAAGUUACUCCCACAAUUGGACUCUUUCUUGAGCAUCUGAAGAAGUCUGCGGAUGCACUGGAAGAUUAUGGUAUUUUAGUAGCUAAGGUGAAUUGCAGCGAAGAAAGAGUACCAAAGUAUUGCACUGGUGAAAAGGUGAUCAAAAAAGUGUAUUUAUUCCGAGGGCCCAGAGUCCUGAAGGACUUUGACAUGGACACUGUGUUUGAUGUUGAUGCCAUUGUGGCUCAUGUUCUGUUCGCAGUGCUUUUCAAUGAGGUGAAGUAUGUGCAGACGCCAGCGGAGCUGCUGAACAUCGAGAGGAUAGCAAAGGGCCUGGCAGAUGUGGUGCUGGCUUAUGUUCAGAUUCUCGGGUUGCCAGAGCACAGGGCGGUGAUGGAAGCCACGUUCGUGUACGGCGCCAAGUAUCAGUUUGUGCUGACGACGGGAGGGUCUGUACUGAAGCACAUGGGUGUGGAUGACCCCUCCUCCCUCCAGUCUGGCCUGUGGUUUCUGCACUGCAAAGGGGUGGAGCGUUCAGACCCCUGUCACCACACAGCGCUGAAGAGGCCCCUCUCCACCCUCAACAUCUACACCUUCCUACAGUUGAUGGAGGCUCCAUUAGUGACAGAGGCACGGACAGACCCCUCUGGGGUGGAGACUGUCCACCGCCAUCUCCGCACACCCCUGCUGUUCCUCUUCACCCAGGCCGACACUCUGGCCGUGGAUCGCAGUGCCGCGGAGGCCCUAGCCUGGAGGCUUCGCGGCGAGGCCGGCCUGGUUCUCAUCCACAGGGACAGCCCAGAUGUAAAAACUUCAAAAGAAUACAACGCAGCUUACAGAUUACCUGGAGAGGACUCUCCAGUCAAAUACGUCACCUUGAAAAACACUGAGGAAGUGGUCAACCUUUUCCGAGAACAAUCUGUUCAAGAUGAAGAGGAAGAUGAGGAAGAGGAGGAAGAGGAUUGGACAGUCCUCGAUGUUCUGGAUGACGAGGUGGCAGAGUCUGUGUUUCGUGAGAGGCAUUGGGAACCAGAUCCCGACCUGAUCACAGAGCUGACCGCCGACACGUUCAGUGGUGCAGUGACAGGAUCUGGCCACACGGUGGUGCUGUUCUUUGUCAGAUGGGAUGCGGUGUCCAUGGCUUUCAUGCAGUCAUACAUGGAGGUUGCAGAAAAACUGGAAGAUGUUCCAGAUGUUCACUUGGCUUCUGUGGACUGUGGGGAGUGGACAGAUGUGUGCAGCGACGGGCAGAUCUCUGCCUUUCCCACGGUGAGGCUGUAUCGCCCCGGCGACCCCCCUCAGCCCUACAGGGGCAUGCUGGGAGCUGAAGGCCUGAGCAGGUUCAUCAUGCUGGCGCGCCUCUCUUCUCCCGCCCUGCUGUCCUCUGAGGACGAGGCGCGGUCCUUCCUCGGGGGCGAGUUUUACCGGCAGCACGCCCACCUGUCCCCCGUCACCGUCCUCGGCCUCUUCAGCUCCGGGCAGGACCCAGGGAGGGACGUGUUUGAGGAAGCAGCCAAGCUUCUGAGAGGCGAGACUAUGCUGGGACUCUUCACCGACCGACAGGCGGAAAAAUGGGCUGAAGAUUACUCUGUGAAGCUCCCAGCCAUGCUGGUAUCCAGGGGUCCGUGGGCCCAGAUCGAGCCCCGUCCCCUUUCCGUGUCCACAGUGGAAGAGCUGGUCUCACACAUUCAGAAGAGCGUACUGGACAGCUUUCCAGAGCUGACUGUAGAGAACCUGCCCGCAUACCUAGAGCUCAAAAGGCCUCUGCUGCUACUUUUUGUGGGGGAUGAGGAUGAGGAGCAGGAGGAGGAGGAAGGGAGGAAACUGAGCGAGGUUGCGAGGGAAGAGAUACGCAGCCUGCUGGCUGCAGGGAAACUGGACUCCUACCUGCCCUGCUGGAUACACAUAGGCAGGACUCCCGCGGGGAGAGCGGUUCUGGAGUCUUACCUGGGGUCCGUGCCCCGGCUGCCCGCCCUGGUGCUGUCCGAGCUGGACUCCGGGGGCGAGGUGUUCCACUACCCCCCCGAGCAGCCCGUCCUGGCGGAGGCUGUCCUACAGUGGCUGCGGAGAGUGGAGAGCAAGCAGGAGCCGCCUGCAGUUCACAGGCACUGUUUUUCUCUCUGGCUCAGGAAGUCCGGACCGAAUCAGAGCGGCUGCCUGUCAUGGGAAAUGUGGAGCGCCAGAUGAGUGGUGCCUGGUUGCUUUGGACCGCAGGCAGCUGACAUUUUGCUGAUGUUGCUCUUGUGCUUUUUGACUAGUGCACUCCCCAGUGUGAUCUGGCUGUUUGAUGCUGUGGGAAGUUUGAUUUUUGUCCGAUGUGCAAAGAAUUUAAGGAUUUUUUUCUUUUCUUUUUUUAAAAGAAAAAAGUGGAGGAAACCACACAGCUGUGGCUGUGAUUCUGGGUUGGGGCUUAUAAAGGCUGUUGCACCACAGUUGGGCUGGCAGAGCAGAGCAGCCUCCUCCGUCCUGGGGAAUAGCUGCGUAGGUGUAGCUGUGUGUGACAGAUAUCUGCAUUUAGGAGCCGCUGGGAAUCGGUUAAUUAGUGUACAAUUAGAUGAAGCAUAUCCUAUGUCUUUAAAAAAUGACACAUUCCCAGAUAGGUACAUUUUCUCUUUUUCUAUUGUCAAGCAAAAUCUUGCUUGGAUAAAACCCAGAUAAUUUAGGUGAGGUUCUGCGUUUUUUUAAAUUGUUUGGUUCUCUUCUUGUAAUUGCUUCAUGUGUCCCCACUAUAGAUUAACAAUCAGUUCCAACUGGAAAAAUCCACAUCUUUUUGCCUCUGUUAUCAGGUUCUGGCGUAUGACACAGCCUGAAGCUGUGGCUGGUGAUUUAUAAUCAAGUAAAUUCGCAAAGGGCAUUUUUAACAUCCCAAGUAAGUGGGGUGACAUUUUGUUUUGACAUUUUUUGGAAAUGUUCUUGCUGUGUACUGUGUUUUAUUUGAUCGCCUGUUCAAACCACUGUGAGCUGUGCUUCAGGGUUCCAAGGCUGCAUGCAGCUGAAGCAUGUUCUGUGACAUUCUGUAAGAGUCUUUCAUUAUGCAGCAUCCUUCCUCCCCGGACUGCAGAACUGCAUCGUGAUUUUAUUUGGGGCUGGGACAGGGGUUGGGUUUGGCAUGGUGUCGACAGUCCUGUAGUAAGAGGCUUUGGCAUCUAGAGGGAGCACAAAUCCCUGUUUUUUUUUCCUCUGACUGAUGCCUGUUCUGGCGUUCAUUUCCUGGGAUACAAAUCCAUUUAAGUUUGUUUCGUCAGAUAUUUGAAGUCAUGUUGUCUGCAGUUUUUAAAGUGUGUUCCCGGUGCGGACAAACACGUGUGGGUGGAGAUGUUGUUGAUAACAGACCUCCCUCACUGGUUGUCGGUGGUUAAAUAGUAUUCUCUUUGAGCUUUUGUGCAUUUUUGGAUUCUGUGCCAGAGUUCAAUCAGUUUCAGCCUCUGUUCUGGCCGGCUGUGUUGUCUCGAUGCUUGUGAAGUCAUGGCUGUUCUAUUCACAGUCCACUUCUGUGCAUUUGGCCUGAUAGGAUUGUUGCCUCCGCGUAUGAAUGCUGUUAAAAAGUCACCACUGCACAAAUGUAGUAUUGGACUGCGUUGGUGCCUCUCUGGGUUUGCUCCAAUGCACUUUCUGAUUGUGAAUUCCCACAAGGCACCCCAUUAUUUCCCUGCUAUUGCGUUGAAGAGGAUGUGCAUUUGUCUCCAUUAAAACUUCAUCAGUUUUCUGCUUUCAUCUGCUUCCUAUGAUUUCAGUGUAAUAGUACCCCUUAAUUGUGUUUGAAAGGAGGCAGCUUUUUCCCUAAUGAAUUCCGUGGAAAUCGUAGUGUUUUCGGUCUCGUCUUGAUCGUGUCUGUUUUCCUGCUUUCCUCCCCUCUUCGUGGCUGGGCGUUGGUUUCACCUCUCCCUAUCUCUUGAAGCGUAUUUCACGUAGGAACAUGUAGCAAUGCUAUCUCGGUUCAUUUAAGUGCGAGUGAACGGUGGUAUGAAAUGCCAAAAAAAAAAAAAAAAAACGCCCGUACCGAUUUGCAAGUCACCCUGGAGAUGCGGCACUUUGGCUGUCGAAUAACAAUCCCUAGAAAACUGCCGAAACCUGCGGGGCUGGGUGGUGUUUCAUUCUCGGCGCGAGUGCGUCAAACAUCUUGAGCGAUUUGGUUUGCCUGGAACACACCAAGAAAUGGACCUAGUGUGUUUUUGUUUUGAUUUUGCCCGCGCGCCAAGGUGUUUGCAAACUACUUCUUCUUCUUCCUCCUCUUUUAAUUUCCGGCAGACUAGGCACAGGUAGUGCAUUGCUGCCAUAGACUGUAUAAAAUAUACCGGUUAGAAACAUGUGUAUAUAUACCAGUUGUUUUUAAUCUCCCGCUGGUUAAAAACAACAACGCGCUUGGUAUUUG
This is a messenger RNA of Anguilla rostrata (American eel), 4690 nucleotides long. It is a transcript of the gene txndc16, whose product is annotated as thioredoxin domain containing 16. Bases 190 to 2505 code for a protein of 771 amino acids. The record is from RefSeq and is a predicted model, not a curated record. The transcript is spliced from 20 exons. Lineage: Eukaryota; Metazoa; Chordata; Actinopteri; Anguilliformes; Anguillidae.